AUGUCUUUGUGCCCAGGAGAUCAGGAACCUGAUGAUAAAGUGCAAGCCAUUGUCCCUCUCAGCAUGGAGCCCACCCCGACUAUUGGCUUCACCAAACUGUCCUGGAAUAACUGGCUGCAAAAGACGUCUCCCCCUCCUGGCUACAGUGCAGAGGUGCUGGGAAGCGGGGUCACUGAGAUGGUGGCUCAGAGUAAAGAUCUGGGAGGAAUAGGACCAGAACAGCAGGUGGUGUGCAUAGACUGGACUGAGCUGGCUGGACGCGGCUAUGUGGUCCUCAAUAUGACCAAGAACCUCAACUGUGAGGAGUUCCGAGCAGACAAAGGCAUACGCUUGUUGAGGAUACUGGAGAGAGUCUUUGCUCGCAGAAUGAACAGCCCUGAGGGAUCAUGGGUACUGUACUUGAGCAAGCCCAUGCACCAGCAACAUCAACUGCUCAUGAACGUGGCAUCAGAGCAUGGAGUGAUAGCAGCCAAAGAUGUUCUGGCCAUGCUGGGAGAGAUCAGGAAAAGCUUAGAUAAGGUGGGUGUUCAGAACUACAGCUCAGCCUCCAGCUGCCAGACUCGCCCCAGUCAGACCCGGAGUGACUACGGCAAACUGUUUGUGGUCCUGGUCAUGAUCGGCUCUGUGUGCACCAUCAUCAUCACCGCUGGCUUUAUCUACAUCUGCUGGCAAAGACGCCUGCCCGCCAAGACCUCAUUCAGAGCUGAGGAGCUACACUUUGUGGAGAAUGCUUGUCAUGAUAACCCCACUCUUGACAUCACCAAUGACAAUCAGGGCGACAUGCAGGAGAAGAAAGUCAGUGCAAACGGACUACAACAACGUUCAGGAGGCGGGACUACAGCAGGAGGGGGAGAUGAGGGGGCAGAGGAGGGGAGACGCUGGCAGGCAAAAACCCAAAACGCACAGAUUGCAUUUGACGUCACCGCAGUGGUCCUUACGGCUAAUGCUAACCCUAGCUGCUGUAACGGUUGUUUGUGUUGCGUUUUACCGGGGAACAAGCAUCAUAUCUACCAGCUACUCCAUCUGUGCUGCUGUGACCCAUACUGCUCCACCCAGUGGCUACUCCAUCUCUGCUUCUGUGACCCGUCCUGCUCCACCCAGAAACGACUCCACUUCUGCUUCUGUGACCCGUCCUGCUCCACCCAGAGACUACUCCAUCUUUGCUGCUGUGACCUGAAGGGAUGA
Knipowitschia caucasica is the source of this 1185-nucleotide messenger RNA. The record is from the annotation of a GenBank genome assembly. NCBI's taxonomy places the organism in Eukaryota, Metazoa, Chordata, Actinopteri, Gobiiformes, Gobiidae.